Molecule: messenger RNA, 2695 nt
Organism: Diceros bicornis minor
Lineage: Eukaryota; Metazoa; Chordata; Mammalia; Perissodactyla; Rhinocerotidae
Gene: IFI35
Product: interferon induced protein 35
Exons: 7
Coding region: 1699-2541 (280 amino acids)
Cellular component (GO): nucleus
Source: RefSeq, a predicted model, not a curated record
GGGGCUGUGGGGAAAUAUAAAGGCUUGAUCUGCCUUUGUGAGACUUGGGCUACUUCUGUCCUCAGCCCCAUAGGCUGCCCCUUGAUAGGUAAAGUGUGAUAACUGUUUUCCCAGAAGGGCUGCUCUUGACAUCUUUAGGUGCAGGAUUGUUUAGCAUCCCUGGCUUCGGCCCAUUACAUACCAAGAGAACUCUCCCCCCACCCCGCCCCCAUUGUGAAAACCAAAGGCCCCUCUGAGUAGGCAUCAGCUGCUUUGGAUUGAGAACCACUAACCUGAAGCUGUUUAUUGAACCACAGAGUGCCAGCAUCCCACCCUGUGACUUAGAUUUAGCGGGUCAGAAUUUCUAGCAACUUAGGUGAUGCGAGGCUGCUCAUGACCACACUAGAGAACUGCUCUAGAUAAUAGGGAUGGGUGCCAAUGACAAAAGCCUGAGCCCCAGAGCAGCCAGGGAGAAGUCCCCAAAUGGCCUGGCUAGCAAAGGUUGGCAAGAAAGUGUGAUUCAGGGGGCUUGGGCACUGGGUUUGUAACCACUGUGUUGCAGCAAAGGCGUUUGGCCUCUCUAUCUGGGAUUUUACCUUUAGAUGCUUAACUGUGACCCUGUUGUACUGAUGAGAUAGGCACUCCAGCUGAGCUGGUUCUAAGUCACUAGAUGGACCCAGGAUUCAAACAGGCCUAUUUAUUAAGCCUUGCACUUGGCACACUUGCACCUGGGAUGGGGGCUUGUUGAGAAAGGGGUUCAGUAAGUUCCUCGUAGUGGAAAAACCCUGGACUAAGUGAAAAUAAUAGAAAAAUAUGCACUGUUUUUUACACAGUUGCAUUUGACUCUCACCGUUAAGUAUUGGGCAUCUCUACUGCAGUGGACUCCUGUUAGAGCUUGCCUACUCAACAGUCACAAAUGGAACUGAACUUAAACCUUCCUCUGGCUAAAGAUUCAGCAGGUUCCUUCCACUCUGCCUCAAGGUCCAAGUUCAAAUACUGUUCCAACCCGGUUUUGAUAAACACUUCACUUCCCAUCAGUGUGAUCUUGGACAAGUUCCUGUACUUAUGUGUCUCAGAAGUUUAGAAGCUCAUCUGUAAAAUGGAGAUAGAAACAGCUUCGUGGGGUUGUUUUGGAGUAGAGUAAAUUCAUGUAAAGCAGAACCCAUAUUGGGCACAUAGCGUAGCUCUCAACAAAUUCUGGCUAUUUACUACGCCUUUGUGAACUUGAAGGGGCUUUAUCUGUCCUGGUUGCAUUUCUCAUUCAAUUAUUAAAGUUCGCAUGUGCCCAGCAUCAUUCUAGGCUCUAGGGAAAAUACUCAUUAACAAAGCAGACAAAUCUACCAAUGGGCUUGUGCUGGGAUUGAUAGGCUGGGAAUGAAUGGUCGAUUGGAGCCAGAGUUGAGUUUGCAGUUGCUUGUGGGGUAGCUGCCCCUGAGGCCUUAGACAGCCAGGUGUAGUCCGGGAACUUCAAAGACCAGGAAGACUCCUCCCAGGGGUGGAGAAACCGUCUGGAGGCGUGUGAGCACGGAAGGACAGCGAUUUCCCUGAAGCGAAAGUGGAAGCAAAGAGCCUGCAUGCAAACAAAUGUAUUUCAGGCCCCGCUAGGCUAGCAGGGACCAAAGCCCCUCAGAAGUCAAAAGAAAGAGUUUAAUCGCCAUAGACUCUGCCACUUUUGCCCAGAUCUGAAGCCUCAGCUCUUGCCAACGAGACCCCAGACCCAUGGCCCUCCGUGCCCUUCAGGAGGAACAGGUCAGACUAAAGAUGAGGCUGCAGGAGCUGAAGCAGCUCAGACAGGAGCUGAGGGACUGCCCCCAAGACAAGGUCCCAUUCCCAAUGCCUGAGGUCCCCCUGGUGUUCCGCGGACACACUCAGCAGGGCAGGGAAGUGCCCAAGUCCUUGGUUUCCAACCUACGGAUCCACUACCCUCUGCCUGGAGGCUCUGCUCUGGUCACCUUUGAUGACCCCAAGGUGGCCCAGCAGUUGCUACAACAAAAGGAGCAUAAGAUCCUCAUGGAAGAGUGCCGGCUGCCGGUGCAGGUCCAGCCCUUGGAGCUGCCCAUGGUGACCACGAUCCAGGUGUCCAGCCAGAUGAGUGACCGGAAAGUACUGGUCAGCGGGUUUCCUGCCAGUCUCAGGCUGAGUGAGGAGGAGCUGCUAGACAAGCUGGAGAUCUUCUUUGGCAAGACCAGGAAUGGGGGUGGCGAUGUGGAGACUCGGGAACUGCUGCAAGGGGGUGUCAUGCUGGGCUUUGCCAGGGAUGGAGUGGCCCAGCGCCUGUGCCAGAUUGGCAAGUUCACAGUGCCACUGGGUCGGCAGCAGUGCCCUCUGAGAGUCUCUCCCUACAUGAGCGGGGAGAUCCAGAAGGCCGAGAUCACGUACCGGCCAGUGAUCCAGUCGGUGCUGGUGCUCAACAUUCCUAACAUCCUGGACCCCCCGGAGCUGCAUGAUAUCCUGGAGAUUCACUUCCAGAAGCCCACCCGUGGGGGUGGAGAGGUGGAGGCCCUGACAGUCGUACCCCAGGGACAGAGGGGCCUGGCGGUCUUCACCGCCCAGUCGGGCUAGGAGCCUGCCCUUCUCAUCUGCCAAGGUUCUCAAACCAGGCUGGGGUUGGGUGCACGUGUAUGAGAGAGCUUAUGCUGGUCAACAGCGGGCAGGGAUUAUGAGUUGUGAAACGUUGCCCGGGAACAGUAAAAGUGCCUGCAUGGUGUGAUCUUCU